Rana temporaria (common frog) is the source of this 3664-nucleotide messenger RNA. RefSeq lists its product as uncharacterized. The record is from RefSeq and is a predicted model, not a curated record. The transcript is spliced from 17 exons. The coding region runs from base 150 to 3110 and encodes 986 amino acids. Gene Ontology annotation, molecular function: protein binding. Lineage: Eukaryota; Metazoa; Chordata; Amphibia; Anura; Ranidae.
AGUAACAGGAGUGGCUGGAGGAGGGAGGACUGUGUGCUGACUGGAGAGGGAUACAGAAAACUCAUUUAUCCCUCUGAGCUCAGAUAAACACACAGACUGACUGCAGAGAACCUAUCGACACGGGAGCCGGGGCCACACACAGUGUCCUCAUGGUGACAGAGGAGCCAGCAGUCAGUGCCUCUGCCAUGGAGAGGAUAUUACCACGGCUUCUCUCCCCAUCCCCCCAGGAGGUGCAGCAGUGCGUAGAGCAGCUGAUGAGCGAGGUGCAGAGCCGCUGUGAGGAACUCCUGGAGGCUUUGGUAAAAGACACACGGUGCAGCCAAUAUUUAGCUGCUCUAUGCAGCCAGUUGGAGACACCCAAUGUCAGACUAUGCAGUAACAUUGCCUACAUUCUGGGAACAGUGGCAGAAGAUGCUGCAGUGGCUGAAAUGCUGGUGGAUCUAGCAGAAGGUGCGUCAGAAUGGGAUCUGCUGGGGAGACUGGGGGCCAUGCUGCAGUGGGAGGAUGCAGAAGCUGUUAUGAAUGCUGCUGGAGCCCUUGGAACACUGGCAGAGAAUGGUAGCGGGAGGCGAUGGCUGCUGUCCUCUCCAGAUUCUGACUUCAUUAUUGAGAACAUCAUGAACCUCCUAAACUCCCCAAGUGAUUGGACAGCCAGUAACUGUGCCUUGGUGCUCGCUCGCAUCUCUAUGUGCCAUGAAGGCUGCUCCCGGCUACUAGAUCACCCAAAAUCGGACAUGAUAUUGAGGAAAAUCAUUAUGUCACUACAUGCAGAUGAAGCAGGCUGUGGACUGAAUGCAGCAUUUACUCUUGGACGUCUCUGUGACUCUGACACUGGGAGGAGGCGCGUGCUGAGCCUACCAGAAGCUGACAUGGUGGUCUCUGCACUGGAUGCCAUGAUGUCUGAAGGAGAUGCCGGAGGGAGUAGGAAUGCCUGUUUUGCUAUUACUUGCCUAUCUACCAGCCAGGCUGGCCACCAGCACGUCUUGAAGAGCGAAGGCUUCCCCCGCGCUUUGGAUACGCUCUGUCACCUCUUGCAGUCUGCAGAACAGGAGUCCUGCUGGUUUGCAGCUAUAACCAUAAAGAUGCUAUCCAAGUAUCCUCCUGGUGUGGUGCGACUCCGCCAGCAUCCGUCUUUGGAGGCUGUUCUUAAGAAUGUUGCAGCAUCACAUACAGCUGGAACAGAGUUGUUGGAAGAAGUGGAGAUGACAUUACAGAACCUCCAGCGCCUCCCCCGGCCUUCCCCGCCUAUAGCAAAGAUCCUGGAGUCUGGCUCAGUAAUGGUGGGUUGGCAGGACUAUAUUCCCCGCAGUGGCCUCCCCCUCACUUAUAGUCUCUUUGAUGGCGAUAAACUUCUCUACCGGGGACCUUCCUUCUCCUAUGUUAUCCCACACUGCAAACCUGGACAGCACCAUCUUAAACUAGUCAUGGAAACAGAAGGAGAUUGUAGCCCAGACAGUCCAAUCACCACUGUGACAGUGGUGGAGCCAACACCUGGAUGCCCAACAGGAUUUCAAGCUGUGGGUCACACAACCACCAAGGUGAAGCUAAGCUGGAACCCACCACUGGACUCCAGCACAUACGUUAAAUAUUAUGCAGUAUAUCGAGACGACAUCCUGGUGGAAACCACAACUCACCACACCUGUAUUGUGGCAGGUCUGUCGCCUUCCACUAGUUACACAUUCAGUGUUUGCUCCUGCAAUGCCAGAAACAACAGCCUGAAAGUUUCAUUGGUAACAAGGACGUUGGACAGAGGAAAUCAUGCUCCAGAUAGGCUGACAGUCUAUGUCAUAGGUCGGAGUGAACUUUUUAUUACAUGGGAGGUCCCCAAAGAUCCUAUUGGUAGAUUUUUCAACUAUGAACUCAGCAUGAAUGGGAAGUCAGUUUACCUUGGUACAGAACGCUCCUAUGCAGCACGGCGCCUUACCCCCAACACCGAAUACACUUGCAUCGUCUGUGCCAUCACCAGUGAAGGUCGCUAUGACAGUCGCCCUGUCACCAAGCGCACUGCCAAGGAUGAGUACAGCAAUCUGAACAAAAACCAGACUGGGAGCAACCGACACACUAGCAAUUCACCUACCCCAGAGGGAACUGAACGAAGUGAGAGACAGCCCCGCAGUGAGGGUAUAAGGAGGAAUUCUCUCACUAAGAACCAAAGUGUCCGGCUAGUCAUACAGACCAGCAAGUCAAAAGGAGACGGUAAAGUCCCCACGACUAGAUCCCGGAGAGAGUCUGUGAUAUCCUGUUCUACAGAAUCAAGUGAGGAUCCUACAGGAUCUCCAACUCAGCCUUCCUCACCUUGUGAUAUACUAUUACCGAGCAGAACAAUAGACAAGAAUGUCCAAAAUAGGAAAAUCAGGAAUAGCGUGGAUCAAGCUGAAAAUCAUCAUGAGAAAAAGACAGCAACACCACUGAGAAGAAAUUCUAUGCCUGCAAAGCAAUACCCACUGAAAUCCUUAGACGGCAUACCUCCCAUUCAGCCUUAUCUGUCAUCUGAUGCCAGGAAAGCACAGAGUGCGCUGGGAUUCAGACUGACACCCAUUGCAUCUCUCUGCAACUUGGACCAAGAAUUUAUUCUACACCAAAGAUCUAAGACUGAGAGUGAACUGGUACUGCCUGCACCCAAGGAUAAGCAAAAUUAUCCAGCUCUCAGCCCAGAUUCCUCAAGGACCACAGACAGAGAAAGAAGUUCUCAAGGCUCCAAAAAUGCAUUGCAACCAGUAAGAGAUCCUAUAGUCAGGUACAGACACAGGAUCCAGAAGGUCAACUUUUGGGACCUCAGUGGAGAAAGUGGAAAGUUUUGUAGCUUUUCUAGCAAGUGUUCUCUGAUCUCUGACGAGGAAUCACACUUAUCUCCCACUUCCAAGAACAUGCAACAAAAAGAUAAAUUACUGGCACAUGCUGAAGGGAUUCGGGAGAGCAGACACCACCCAGUGCUGUCACUGCAGUGUUUAAAGAACACGGGAGGGAAAUCUGAACAACACAGGAGGAAAGGAUCACUAUCAGAAAGACUUCACAAGGACAUACAAGCAAUUAUUGGAGAAUCUGGGGUGACAUUCCGGCUCCCUCCUCCCCCCAGUAUUGUUCCGCAGAGAGUACGUCCCCACCACUAAUUACAGGGGGACUUUCCUUUCUUUGGAUGGAUAUCAGACUGACUCGUAGCCAAAGCCACAGGACCUCCUCUGAGUUGGGACCUUGCACCUAUAAUUUUAUCAUUACUUAAAACCCACACUACCGGGAAUGAGCCACCUUCCCGGUCACCAGUGGAAAAAAGAUCAAUGUGUCAUUCUGUACAUGCUGAAAGGGAAAAAUUGGUGACUGGCGCCACUAACUGUCCCACCCUAUCAUUACAGAAACAAAGGCCGGGUAGUUUUACAGGAAUUAAUAACUUUUUAUUCAUACAAUCCUUAUAAAUUACCAGCAGGCUAUAAAAUGUAAAUCCGUAAGGCAUCCCGGAUUACAACUUUUUUUUUUCUUUUAAAGGCAAAGAACUGUAUUUUCAGUGAGUUUGUAUUUUAAGGUUUUUUAAUUAUUAAUCUGAAGGCAACUUUUUAAAAAGAGAUUAAUUGCAUUUUUACUGAUUUUCAUAAGAGUUUUAUUUAAAGUGGUUGUAAACGCUUACAUAUACCCGAUGAAGUGACUGGCCUCAGGUGAUACACAGAGAUGA